This is a messenger RNA of Haemorhous mexicanus (house finch), 770 nucleotides long. It is a transcript of the gene CST7, whose product is annotated as cystatin F. Gene Ontology annotation, cellular component: lysosome; Golgi apparatus; late endosome. The record is from RefSeq and is a predicted model, not a curated record. The coding region runs from base 85 to 540 and encodes 151 amino acids. The transcript has 4 exons. Gene Ontology annotation, biological process: positive regulation of myelination; immune response; negative regulation of microglial cell activation. Lineage: Eukaryota; Metazoa; Chordata; Aves; Passeriformes; Fringillidae. Gene Ontology annotation, molecular function: cysteine-type endopeptidase inhibitor activity.
AGAGCACUCACAGAACCACUCCUCUGGCAGGAAGCAGGGCAGAUACUUCUCUGGCAGUUGGGCUCCUCUUCUGGAGUGGUGGAGAUGGCAGUGAACCUCCCCUGCAGCUUCACUGCACUUUGCUGUUUGGCAGUCUGGAGCUUCACUGGGACUUCAGGUACACAUGUUACACCACCCCACUCUACCAUAAGACCUGGCUUCCCUGUCCCAGUGAACACCAACAACCCCGAGGUCCGCAGGGCCGCUCGCUUUGGGGUCUAUAGGUACAACAACAGCUCCAAUGACCUCUUCCUGUUUAAGGAAUCACAGAUAAAGAAAGCCAUGGUACAGAUAGUCAGAGGGCUGAAGUACAUGCUUCAUGUGGAAAUCAAACGCACCGUGUGUGAGAAGAGGGAUCACCCCAGCCUGGACAGCUGUCACUUCCAGAGGGAAAAAAACCUGCAACAGAUGCUGAGAUGCUAUUUUGAGGUCUGGAUCACACCUUGGACACACAAAGUGCAUAUCCCUGUUGCCCACUGUCACCAAGACCUUUCCCUAUGAGAGCCUGACUUCCAGAGAAUCUCCUACCCUGAGUUUUUCCUUGCCUGGACUGCUGAGGUCAAUACUGAAGUGGGGAACAGCUGUACAGAACUGCACAGAGCUUUUCUCUCAAAGCACAUGGUUGUUUUUUCCUUGAGAAAGACUCUCAAAAGACAAGGCCUGCCUUGACUGAAUCUCUUGCUAUCCACUUUUGUAUCUGUUUUUCCAAAACUAAACUGCACAUGAACACA